AGGACUGGAGCACGGCGCGCGAGAACCUAGAGCACAACUUCCGGUGGACUCGCCAGAACCUCGCCCUCGUCGGCAUCUUCGGCGUCGCCCUCCCCCUCCUCAUCUACAAGGGCAUCGUCCGCGAAUUCGUACGUACCUCCCCCUCCCCCGAUUGAUUGGCGUGGCCUUUCGGAUCCGUUACUUGCCGAUUGAUUCGAUUUGAUCGUUAUUCGUGAAAUCAUGUCCGUCGUGGACCUUCGGUUCGCACGGGGUGGUCCUGAUUAGCCUUCAGGUCCGACACUGAUUGCAACAUUUGAUUGCGGUGGUGAUUCGUUCAUCUCCUCUGCUGACUUCUUCGGCCGGACGGGCUGCGGACUGAGAGGGGUUUGGCAAUGGGGAAGAUCACGAAUGGACUUGUGUUGCCGAUGCUUCUUUUGACAGAUGCUGGAAGCACUCCACUUCAUUAUGCCGCUUGUGGUGGAAGUGUGCAGUGUUGUCAGAAGAACAGCUUUGAGCAAUUCUGCAUAAGUUAUGCAAAUGAGAGGUUGCAACAACAUUUCAACCGGCAUUUGUUAAAACUGGAGCAGGAAGUGAGCAUCUCACAUGGACCGUGUCUUUAGUUUUGUUCAGUAUUUUAUAUGAUGGGGAUUGUCGCUAAAAGCAGGAUAUUCUUUUUU
Syzygium oleosum is the source of this 656-nucleotide messenger RNA. Its product is annotated as myosin-1-like. NCBI's taxonomy places the organism in Eukaryota, Viridiplantae, Streptophyta, Magnoliopsida, Myrtales, Myrtaceae. Bases 372 to 599 code for a protein of 75 amino acids. The record is from RefSeq and is a predicted model, not a curated record. Gene Ontology annotation, molecular function: microfilament motor activity; actin filament binding; ATP binding. The transcript is spliced from 3 exons. Gene Ontology annotation, cellular component: myosin complex; cytoplasm; actin cytoskeleton. Gene Ontology annotation, biological process: vesicle transport along actin filament; actin filament organization.